AUGGCUUCGAAGCGAAUCGUGGUCGCGGGAGGAAGCGGAUUCCUAGGCUCCAGGAUCUGCAAACACGCCGUCGCGAGGGGCUGGUCGGUAACGUCAUUAAGUCGAUCGGGUGAACCGCGGUGGGAUGUAGUCACCUCAUCUCCCGAGAAGCCAGGAUGGGCGAAUUCGGUCGAGUGGGCCAAGGCCGAUAUCCUGAAACCCAGCACGUACAAACCGUUCCUGAAAGAUGCGAGCGCCGUCGUACACACCAUGGGAAUCCUACUAGAGGCAGACUACAAAGGCGUCGUACAAGGGAGGGAAUCGAUCAUCAGUGGCUUACAGAGAGCGUUCAGCUCGUCUAGGCUCGGCAGCCAAAAUCCCUUGCAAAGGAAAGAGGGAGAGGCGCUCGAGCCAAAGGAGAAAGAUGGCCAAUUGACAUAUGAGAUCAUGAAUAGGGAUUCAGGUACGCCCCUGACAAAAAAAGGUCGCUGUGAAUCAUACACUCACAUUCAAUGA
Molecule: messenger RNA, 495 nt
Organism: Rasamsonia emersonii CBS 393.64
Lineage: Eukaryota; Fungi; Ascomycota; Eurotiomycetes; Eurotiales; Trichocomaceae
Exons: 3
Coding region: 1-495 (164 amino acids)
Cellular component (GO): mitochondrion
Molecular function (GO): protein-containing complex binding
Source: RefSeq, a predicted model, not a curated record